Molecule: messenger RNA, 3104 nt
Organism: Toxotes jaculatrix (banded archerfish)
Lineage: Eukaryota; Metazoa; Chordata; Actinopteri; Toxotidae
Gene: arhgef25b
Product: Rho guanine nucleotide exchange factor (GEF) 25b
Exons: 16
Coding region: 264-2255 (663 amino acids)
Biological process (GO): axon guidance
Cellular component (GO): plasma membrane; cytoplasm
Molecular function (GO): guanyl-nucleotide exchange factor activity
Source: RefSeq, a predicted model, not a curated record
CCACACAGAGAGGCUCAGCAGUGGAGGAAAGAACAGCCUCUCUGGGUUUUCUGCUGCUGUUUUUGGGAAAGCAGCCGUAUUUUUUGUCUCAGGGGUUUUCUAUUCAGAUUUGGACAAUGACUUUGGAGCUCUCUGUACACUUUUCCUCUCAUCUCCGCUGGGGAUUACCACAGGAAUAGUGUGUGUGCAUGUGCUAGUGUGUGUCCGUCCAGCACUAUGCCUGCUUCUGUUAGUCUUGGAUCUAGCUGCAGGAGUGGAUCACCAUGAGAGGAGGUCACCACCAGCGAGGGUGUGGGUGUCAGCACCUGUUCAGAAAACUGCUCAGCAAAUGUGGCUGCUGUUUUGUCCGAGUCAGAGCAGAGUCAUACUCUGUGGCAGGCAGCGAUGGUAGUAUCACCCCAUCAGCGGGCUCUGUGCCCCACCAGGCCUCGGGCAGCUCCAGCCCCUGCUCACACUCUUCAUCCGGAGGAUCACGCCACCCUGUCAGUGCCCUGAAGAAAUGGCUCACCAACCCCGUCCGCAAACUGAGCUCUGAUGCCAGAGGAGGUGCGGGAAAAGUCGAAAAGCAGAUGUGCAGAUCAGACGGGAGGCAGCCGCCAUUGCCUCUUUCCCACAAUGAAGCUCAGCCGAGGCUUCUGGGACCACACAAUAACUACACCAUCCUGCCCACAGGAGAUACGAUGUGGACAGACAGUCUGUCAAGUCCAGCAGCUUCUUCUGCAACACAGCCGUCCUGUCAGAGCAACUUAUCUGACCUCCUGCAAGGCAGAGACACACAGAGUCUAAGUCAAAAAUCCAUCAUCAACACUCUCCAAGGUGAAGACGACCGUGCUGUGACUGAUGACUCAGGCAGUCAGUGGUCUGCUACAGUGGACAGUGAAGAGGAGAGAAACAUUGCCUUAGAGAAGAGCAUAUAUGUGCUGACAGAGUUAAUAGAGACAGAAAGGUUGUAUGUGGAAGAUCUGGGACUCAUAGUGCAGGGCUACAUGGCCACCAUGGCCAAUCAAGGAGUUCCAGAUGACAUGAAAGGGAAGGACAGGAUUGUGUUUGGAAACAUCCACCAGAUCUAUGACUGGCAUAAAGAUUAUUUCCUGGGGGAGCUGGAGAAAUGUGUGGGUGAUCCAGACAGUCUGGCCCAGCUCUUCAUCAAACAUGAGCGACGUCUUCACAUGUAUGUGGUUUACUGUCAGAACAAACCCAAGUCAGAGCACAUUGUCUCUGAAUACAUUGAGACCUACUUUGAGGAUCUCAGGCAGCAGUUGGGUCACAGGCUGCAGCUCAAUGACCUGCUCAUCAAACCUGUUCAGAGGAUCAUGAAGUAUCAGCUCCUGCUGAAGGACUUCCUGAAGUACUAUGGUAAAGCAGGAAGGGAUGUUGAGGAGCUACAGAGGGCCGUGGAGGUGAUGUGUUUUGUGCCAAAACGCUGUAAUGAUAUGAUGAAUGUAGGCAGACUCCAGGGUUUUGAGGGUAAAAUCACAGCUCAGGGGAAGCUCCUCCAGCAGGAUACCUUCUCUGUCAGCGAGCAGGAAAGUGGCUUCCUGUCCAGAGCGAGGGAGAGGCGGGUCUUCCUGUUUGAGCAGCUGGUCAUCUUCAGUGAGCCAAUUGAUAAGAAAAAAGGCUUCUUAUUGCCAGGCUACACUUUUAAAAACAGCAUCAAGGUCAGCUGUUUGGGUGUGGAGGAGCACUCUGAGGAAGAUCCGUUCUGUCUGGUCCUGACCUCCCGGGGUACUGACGGCAGCGUGACACGCUUCAUCAUGCAGGCAUCAUCUCCAGAAAUACAGCAGGCUUGGCUCAGUGACGUGGUUCAGAUCUUAGAGACUCAAAGGAACUUCCUUAAUGCCCUUCAGUCCCCGAUAGAGUACCAACGCAGGGAAAGCAAGUCAAACAGUCUGGGCAGGAACAUGAAGUCCCCAGUUGUGUCAGCAUCUGGCCUGCGACCUCACUCCUCGGCGUCCAUGGAUCGACGUCAGCAGCCCUGCCUGCUGUCUUACAACACCUCCUUGCCCUCUCUGCAUCCGCCCCAACACAGCCCUGCCUCAAAGGCGGUUUCAAAUCCUUGUGCUGUGGCUCCUCAAGCAUCUCACCCGCCACUAUCCUCCCACCAUCAGCUCAGUUUGUGCACAGAGGUGAGGCACGACCGUGGGACGUUUAAUGGUCUGCCGCCGUGCAGCCAGCACAGCAUGCAGGGUGAGGGUGGAACUUAUUCAGCACAUCGACCAAACAACCUGGAUCAGCUCAUGGAGAGCGAUCAGUGAUGAGCUGCAGUGACACGUGAACUCUCUUUACCCUUCUGGAGUAGGAGUGCCUGGCCUGAGUCACAGUGCUCUGUCAGCACUGUUUGACUGUAUCACUCCUGUACAGAAGUCAUCAAGGUGUUCCUGUCUCUGUCUUCACAUUUUGCCCCAAAUUCACUUCAGAGUUUCCUUCAAGUACCACUAAUAUGGAGGUUAACGUGGAUUUCCUCUUGAUUUGAUUGUGUUCAUUUGAGUGUGAGUGCAUAUACUUCAUAUACACGUCCACAGAUGGCGAUAACAGGUGAGAUGAAAUGUGCAAAAAUAUGGUUUUGAAGCACCACAGAGGCUGUGCUUCAUAUUGUAAAUGUACAAAUUUCUUACUUUUUCCAUUGAAAUUUCCUUGAUGGAUAUUUUUGUAAUGCAUACUAUUUUUCAUAAGGGACCAAUUCCACUUUAUUCCCCCAGAGAUCAGGGCUCUCAGAUCCCUUAACACGAUCAUACUCUGUGUCCUCAAAUCACUGUAUCCUUGGAUUCACUGGGUGACUGUAGAUUCCACUUUCACCGUGGGAUCUGAAUACAUAUGAAAUGUGAAGUACGUCUGUGCAUUUCCAGAGGACUAGAAAAUAGCUUGUGUUUUGCCAUUGGUGGGCUAUUUUAACUCUGCCAUUGUUCGAGUGUUAUCUGAACUCAACACACACAACUCGCACAGAGCGUGUGUCAUAAUCAAGCAGAAAGAGGAAAAAGGGAACAAAGAUAAAACAGAGGUGCUCAUAUGUCACUGUCAUCUUGAAUGUAAAUAUCUCAUGUGGAAUCAUAUCAGUAAAAUCUGUGACUUGUUAUGUCCUGAUACACACACAGAAUUAAAGAGAA